Spea bombifrons (plains spadefoot toad) is the source of this 5500-nucleotide messenger RNA. RefSeq names its product proline rich 14 like (gene PRR14L). The transcript has 9 exons. The record is from RefSeq and is a predicted model, not a curated record. Lineage: Eukaryota; Metazoa; Chordata; Amphibia; Anura; Pelobatidae. Bases 98 to 5500 code for a protein of 1800 amino acids.
GUCGAUGUUCGGGAGGAGACAGUGACGAAGACAUGGAGCGUCCGAAAAAGGGCCUGUUUACAGGUCGGUGGCGUGCCCCUGGACAUCCCUUAUCAUAAUGCUGGGGCUUGGAGCUCUAGAGAGAAGGAACCUGCAUUGUCCGGAGUCUCCUGUGAACAGAGCCACCUCACAGUUGUACCCAGUGCUGCAUAUGCGCUUCGUCAAUGAGCUGGAAAGUAAUGAAGACCUGAGCUCAAACCUGGGGCCGGUUACACUCGAGACUUUUGAGCAGGUGUUAGAAUUGACACACAGCAGUGGGAUUAAAGACAUUGAAUUUACACAAACUCCUGAGUUUAUCUCUAAAACUGGAGACCAAGGGUUCAAGGAGGCUUGUGUCUCGAGUGCUGCUGUAAUGUUGGGUGUUGUGGAUAGAGGAGGCUCCCUGGAAGUCUCUCCAUCUACUCAGAAUCUGCUACUCCAAGACCCGGUUGAAUCUUCUGCACUGCAAGUAACAGCGGAUCUUAUUGAGACGUCUCUCCGUCCUGAGCUCCCAUUGUUGCACAUAGCAGAUGAUGAGGUGUUGAAUGAGUCUGUGCUCAAGCUGAAUGGUAAAGCUUCAGGUAUGGUAGCCAGGGAUGCUGGGGCAGUUUUACAUUCAGAACCGAAUGAGAGAUUGAGUAUUCUCCAGCCCGAUACUCACAGGAGUGAACCCCCAGACCAGAAUUGUAAGUCCUGUGGGGAAGUGUCAGAUAGCCCCGGUUUUAACACUGCCGAGCCCCAGGCUUCAUCAUGCAGUUCUUCCGGGGAUCAUGUUUACCAGAAAAAUAGUGCAUCAGUCUCUAGAAUCAACCAGUCCGACAGCAAGAGUGAUGGGGAUGCUUCAAACAGUACAUUGUGCCUUGAAGAUCUGCACUUGCCACUUCACCCUAGUGCAUUUAAUACUUUAAGUGAGAGAAGUUCUGAAUGCCUUGAUCCCUCAGAGUCUGCAAAGUCUGAAGUAACUGAAAAAUAUGAAGGGGUUCCACAGUCUUUACCUGACGUUUCAAGUACACAUGCAGACUGUGAAACAGAAGCAAACAUUGGGCGUCCUUUGGAAAGUACAGUGUUUAACGAAGCAUGCCCACAUACAGGACGUAAUGCGUGUGAACUUAAAGAAACUGAGGAGGUGCAGUCUACAGUGGUCCAAAGACCUGACAGUAAAGAAGCAGGUCUUUCCUCAACAUUGUCUGAGAAUGCAGAUGUAUCCAUGGAGGAUGUUCACUCCCAAGACUUUUCCGGGUCAUCGGAUCGUUUAGCUACUGAACAUUUGUUUGAACAAUUUAGCGAAACGGGAGCAGUUUUAGAAGACGUCUUGUCCAAUGAUUCAAAUUGUAGACAGCCUGUUGAACAUAUGUUAGUUGCCAAGUCAGAAGCAGAAGAAUUCCCUAUUUCACAAAUGACUGAUGAAUGUAACUCUCAUCAAUUAGUUGAUUGUCCAAAACAACUCCGCUGUACCAGGGAAGAGGAGGGCUGGUUAUCACGUGGUAUGGAUUUGAAGCCUGCACUGUCAACGACUGCAGCAAUAAUGCAUGAUGAAAGGAUAACUAGUUACUCGAUGCAGCAUAACAUACUAGUUUCUGUGAAUUGUGAUAAUCGACACCAGAACUAUAAAGACUCUGAUGUGACAAAGCAGCUGUGCCAAGACACACAUCUGCUUGAACACCAGGAUAGCAGUGUGAGAUCUCUAACAGACCUGCAGCUAAAGGAAGAUGAAAGACAUGUCAUUUGUCCCACUGUACCACCACUGGGGUCUCCUGACCUGAAUCUUUUGCUUGUUGAAGAAGGACAUUCCAUGAGAAGCAAAGAGACUGAGUCAAGUGGGAGGUUACAUUUUAGAGUAAUUGAUAAACAACUUAAUGAAGUUGAUGAUUCAAGCAAACAAAAUGAUCUUCAAGAAACCAAUCUUAGUGACCUUUCGAGUGAAAAUUGCACCAUGCUAUCACAGUCUGAAGAUUUACCACUAGCACUUAAAGAAACAAACUUGAAAUCCAGUUCAUUGAAUGAAGUGCCUUAUCAGACCCCUGGCAACGUCAAGUCUUCAAGAGAAAAUCAACUAUCCUCUCCUCUGACCAUUUUUGUUGAAGAAACAAUUCCGCAGAAUGCCAUUGUACCAUACAUAGAUGUUUUGGGUUUCCUGGCAAAGCUGGAAGUACCUACCGCACAUUACAAGGAGAAUCAUCAAACCUCUGUUUCCAGCGACACUAUGUAUAAAUGUCAGAAUCAAGAUAACAGUGGCGUCCGGAAGGAGAUUGAGGAACUGAGCUUAUUGGAACACUCUUCAUUACUUUUCACGAGGAAAGAAGAGCAACAGGAUUCCGAAGAUAUCAGUUGCAAGUCUGGAGAUUGGGAUCGCUUACAGAGACAUAACGACCAUAUCUGUGCUGGGUAUGGCAAAUCUAAGGAAACAGGGUUUGGUACGAUGCAUGAAUGCUCAACGUCCAGCUGUAAGGUCCUGUCAGGUACUGUUGCUGAGAUAUCCAAUGUGUCCAGCUGUAUAGUAAAUUCAUCUGUUGUGAAUACUUCAAGUAGAAAUAAUAUCUUAGAUGGUGACUCUGAUAGCUCUCUUGUAAUUUAUAAAGUCAACGCUGCAGAGUUAUGCACGUCCCAGGAGUCCUCUGCACCAGUUGAGGUGAGUCACCCUUACGCACUUUUGAAAGGAGAUGCUGCCAGAGGGACAGAUGGUGAUGGGCUGUCCGCUGAAAAGAGUAAUAACUCGUCUUCUGAAUGUGACGCAGGUAAAUAUGAACACCUGCAGUGCUCUAAAGAUAGAAGAGAGGCUAUAAGUAUCUUACCAGUUGGCACUUUUUCCUCUCUUCUGCCAUUUCAUUCUGUGAAACAAAAGGCAGAUAUUAAUAAAAGCCAAAGCUACGAUGACAUUGCAGUGGGAAGCUUACAGUCUCUUGUUCCUAACCCUUUUUGUUUUUCCCUAACUAAAGAAGUUGGUCAGACAGAUGUACAUCAACCGAGCUUGGAACAUUGUUCUGUAUCUAACAAUGAUAUUAAAGUGUUUUCUGUACCUGAGUCCAGGAGUUGUGUGAAAGACUCUUCACACGUAAUAGAUCUUGUUUCAGUAAGAAUUUUACAGCCUCCUGUUGAGACAAAACUUCAUUUAGUCUCAAGCCUUGGGAAGAAUACCUCGCCUGCUAAAGUUCGUCACUGGCAAGUUAAACGUAAAAGGUUAUGUGGUGAAAGCUCGAAAGAACAUUCUACCUUUAGAACCAAUGUGCACCAGGAAAGACUUCUGCAAGAACACGAGCCGAAAAGCAAGAUGCUGAAGCAAAACAUUGAUUUUACAAGUUGUAAUCGCAUGGCCAUUGCUUCCAAAAAUCCACAAAAUGCAUUAAAUUGUGUCACUGGGCAUAUGCUGGAUCCCCAAAAUCCUACCUGCGAAAUUUUACCAGAAGCAGAAAGGCCAAAUAUUUCUAGUAGAAAACGUUCCCCGUUGUUUCAGCAAACUGACACUACGCCUGCUCACAUGGACUUAAAUUGCACUGUUAAAUCUACAAGCCUCCAUCCGCUCUCUUACCAAGACUUGCCAAGUACCUCCGGAUGCAGCUCUCACUUAACCAAAAAUUUGUUUGUGAAAAGACAACCAAGCAGAAAAUGUAAGAGUAAUCCUGUGCAGGGGCAUAUCCAAGCUCCCCAAAGACUUGGCACCUAUAAGGGCACUAUACCGAUAAAAGCAAGUAGUUUCUCAACUUCUAAAGAAGAGUGCAAAUUUCAUCUGUUUAAGGACGCGGCAAGAAAACCAUUGAGCUUUACUGCACAGACCUCAAAUCAUCACCCGAUGCAGAGAGAUGUAGUCAGCUCUCGCAUGAAGCACGCAUUCCUGCAUAAAUACACCAAAGAUCAAGCCUUAUUGCACCAGUUGUCGUCUAUUGCCUCUAGACUGAUGUCCCCGGUUACUGGCUCCUGCCGCUCACAAUCUUUCACGAGCAGGUUAAGACGCACUAAAUUUGGUGGCGUGCAGCUCCAAGCCAGGAAACUGCUGGAGGCUUUCUCUUGUGUGAACAUGAAGCUGAGCUCACCUUCUGGAGAACAUUGGUCGCAGACUAUAUCCCUUAAGACAGACAGAGACCACCUUCUUUCCCAGCCACUAGCUCUGUAUCCUGCAUCUCAGAUGUGCUACAAUAGACUAAGUAACAACAGUGUGCUGAGUCCCUGUGAUGCUGCUACAUUUCCGGUUUCCUUUCACAUUAAACUGGAUUCUUGUAGUUUACCAGAAUUUAUAAGGCUUAGUUCGCCGCUUGGUGUGCCUAGAGGGCAAACGACUACCGGUAACUCAUCGCAACUAUCUGAAUGGACGCUUUCUCUCUUCCUCUCUCCACAUCUCCCUACCACUUCACAGAAUAUCCACAUACUCACUCAGUGGGAUCCACGCUUCAGAGCCAUAGAAGCCCCUCCCUCAGGUUCCACACACAGAACACCUGCCAUAAGAAGAGGUUCUGGAUGCUCAAUGCACGGCCUUCAUACUAUUCUAGCACUUUCAUCUCCCGGAUGUUACAGGUUAUGGACAAGGAGAAGGAAUCUGGGAAGCAGGAUCCCCACCGUCCAGCGACUCUCCGUGGCUCAAUUUGCACAAGGCCUAAAGAUCUCACAACACAUUUCGCCAGCAAGAAAACACGUCUCUUUGCCCCAUUCUCUUGGCCGGGCCCUGUCCACAUGGAGUCGGCAUGGCUCAUCAUCUCCCCCUUCUGACUGCCCUACCUUUCAUCACAACUGCAGUGUGCAGCAGACAGACCUUGGCAUCAGUGUCAGGUAUCCAGACCAUUUGCUUGGAGCUCCUAGACUUCUGCUGAACACCGGACCCUCAACAGAGGACACACAUAGUCUAAAAGAGGAGAAUCAAUCGCCCUCCGUGAAACCAAAGACAUGUAAACUUGAAGAUAACCUAGAGCCGCCUCUUGGGAUUUCACCUCCUAAAUCUCCUGUUCAUGCAUUUGAACAAAAAGAGUCCUUACCUGGUUCACGUGUCAGAGCGCAGAGCGGCAGAAAGGAAAAUGACAAGAAAGAAGUUCUGGCAAAGAAACCUCAGCGUGUGUCUCAAAUACGAAUCCGGAAAACCGUACCCAAACCAGACCCCAACCUCACCCCCAUGGGAUUGCCCAAGCCUAAAAGAAUAAAUAAAAAGGAAUUCAGCUUGGAGGAUAUAUACACAAACAAGAACUACAAGUCUCCACCUGCAACCCGGAGCCUUGAAACGAUAUUCGAGGAGCCAAAAGAAAAGAAUGGAAUUUUAGUCUCUGUCUCCCAGCAGAAGAGGAAGCGUAUUCUGGAAUUUCGAGACUGUACCGUGCCAAAGCCAAUGAGAGCUAAAAGCAAAGUGAAGGUCUUUACAGGGUCUAAGCGAGGACGAAAGGCUGCCAUGCAGGGGGUGCAGCUUGAUGCGCUACUUAUCCAAAAACUCAUGGACUUGGAUAAGUUCCUACUAGAGGAAGAAGCUGUGGAAAGAUCCACCGAGGCCACAGAAACCCCAAGUUAA